This is a messenger RNA of Moneuplotes crassus, 1290 nucleotides long. NCBI's taxonomy places the organism in Eukaryota, Ciliophora, Spirotrichea, Euplotida, Euplotidae. The record is from the annotation of a GenBank genome assembly.
AAAAUGAGACAUUCGAGGGUCAGAAGAGAAGAUUUAAGCAUUUUUAGAGUUUAUUUAUCUGGAAUUUAUUUGAUAAGUUUUGAUAAAUUUUAGUGCCUCAUUUUGGACAUAUAGCUUUUGAUUUAAUCAAGCUGAAUAGACUUAAUUACUCUUAGAACAAAAUUUAUCUGUUAUUCGAAAGCUUCUUUAUUUUAGGAUAAGCUCAGAUAAAGCUAUAAGCUUUCAUAUUUGAUAUUAAUUUCUAUUUGAGAUUUACUUGAACUUCAAAAUAACCCUAAAUAGUCGCAGGGCAGAAAGAUCAGCCAGACUUUUAAAUACAAAAAAUGGGAUAGAGAAGACACAGCAAUGCAAUCAAAACUUGCAGACCCCAACAGGAGUAUCUGAGAGAUUGUUAAUGAGCUACAUGUUCUUAUUGACCUGAAGCUGACUAAGAUAGAGGAAGGGAAGAGAGCAAGGAAGAAGCAGAGAGAAGGGAAAGCAGAGAGGAAGGAAGAAGGCAAGAGAGGAAGGAGGAUUGGGGAGAGGGAAGAGAGGGUGGAGGGAAAGGAGAGUGGGCAAGAGGAUGUGAAGAGGAAGAUAAAGAAGCUUCAUAAGAGGAAUGAAGAGCUUACGUCGAUGUUGAAGAAGAAUGUUAGGGAUAAGAAAAAGUUCUUUUAUUCCCAAAAGAAGAAGGAAGAGAGAUCACAACUGACAACUUUUCAAACAAUGAUUAAGGUCGAUACCAGAUUGAGGAAAUUUCGAGAAAAAUUAAAAUAAAUCUUUUUCUCAACAAAGAUCUGUUGAAAGAAAGCGCAAGGAACGUUCAAAGAAUCUCAAGGCCAAGGCUCUCCAGUCUCAUUAUACAGAUGAUAUAGUUGUACAUCGGGACCUCUCUGAAAGCAUGCUUAUACUAUAACAUUUAGAUAACAGUGAUAAUUCAAUCAUAAUUAUAUCCAAAACGAAUAGCACAAGAAUUUCUCCAAACAGAGAAAUCAAAUAACCACAUUAAGCAAGAAAAAGAACUUCGGAAGAAAAUUGAGCUCCUUUCCGCAAAUCUAGAAGCAAAAAAUGAGAAGAUUAGGAGAAAGAAGAUUCUCUUAAACCAGUUGACACGGAAGAUGGUAAACCGUGGGCUUAAGAAGUCCUUCACAUUAAACACACUACACUUGCCUACAUCCACUACAAAACCAAAUUCCAGGUACAAAUAAUAACCCUAUCUGCGAACAACCAGUUCAAAUUCCUUAAAAUCACGGCUAAAUCUCCUCAAAAGUAAAUAUUCGCAGUCAAAUUUGCCUAAAUUUACAGUAUAAA